Molecule: messenger RNA, 366 nt
Organism: Brugia pahangi
Lineage: Eukaryota; Metazoa; Nematoda; Chromadorea; Rhabditida; Onchocercidae
Source: the annotation of a GenBank genome assembly
AUGAAUUCAAAUGAUGUUGCUAAUGCUUCAAUUGCUACACAACAUUUGGAUACAGUUCAAGUGAAUAUUUCAAUGCUUGAAUUAAAAAAGGAUGCACAAACAAUUGUUAAAUGUAAUAGUAAUAAUGAUAAUGAUAAUGAUAACGAUGAUAACAACAAUGAUAAUAAUAACAAUAAUAAUGAUGACAAUGACAAAAUUAACAACAAUUUUAAAAAGUUAUCAACAACAAUCGUUAGCGCUGCUAAUGCUUCUUCAACGAUGCCAACUCGAUCAAUUAUCAAAGAAUACGGAAAUAAUGAUAAGGAUGUGAUUGUGAUGGAAGAUGUUAAGAAAUUGUUGGAUGAAAUAUUAUCGGAAAUGAAAUGA